AAGGAGAAGAGAGAGAAAGAGAGAGAUCGAGGACGAGAAUGGCCGACAAUAAACGCAGCAUUUCAGUGAUUGCAGACAUGGAUACUUCAAGCCGAGCUUUGGUGUCCAAGAAGAGGAAACCCGCCGUUGCUGGUUCUGGUUCUGCUUCCUCUGAAUUGGAGCUAUGCUCUUCCGUCGACCGCCUCCGCAGCACGCAUUUGUGGGAAGGGUUGCACGACAUGACCGUUUCACCUGCUAGUUCUGUGAGUUCCGCCGGGACGGUGCUUUCUGGCAGGUCAUUCUCCUGCUGUUCCAGCAAUGUCGUCAAAACUAGCUCAGGCGUUGUGAACAGCACGACGCCGCCUCCGCCGCAGCAACCAGAUCUGGAGGCCAAAGGUUUCGAAACUGUAGAAUCAACGUGCAGCGAUAUCAAAUUAUUCAGGAGGGACAUGUACUUGUUAAGCGAAUCUUUCGGAGACUCGGAAGAAACAAUGACGUUACAGGUCAAGUCACCACCGGCGGUGUUGAGCAAGCAGCGGAAUAUUCCGGUGGCUAAAAUGGCGCCCAAGGAGGAGAUUGAGGAGUUCUUUGCAAUGGCUGAGAAGUACGAGCAAGAACGGUUCGCAGAGAAGUACAACUACGAUAUUGCUAAAGAUAUGCCGUUGGAUGGCCGGUACCAAUGGGUUCGUUUAAAUUGAACAUCCGCAUGAUAUGAAUCAGCCAGAGGGAAAAGGAAAUUUUAGAGAAGGACUAGAUCAGGGCGAGGAGGCUUAACCUGACACAAGGUAAAACGAAAACUGAAUGCAAAUUCCGGUCGCUAGCUAGCUCGAUUGGGGCUGGUUUUGUACAGCUAACCGCUUUAUCUUUAUCUAUAUUGUGGAAUAGAAGUCAUAGCUUUCUGCGACAUUGUCACUGUCACAUUGGCACGGCACACCUAAAUGGAACUUUCUUUCUGCAAGUGGAAUCGCGUAAAUCAGAGAUGUAGGGAUGAGGGGAGAAAUCAAAUUAAUUUGAUGUCCGGGUGUUGUUAUAUUGAACGUCUUUUUCACAGUUUUCAGUAGAGUACAAGAGGCCAUUGAUUGGGCCAAUUCCUAGGGGUGGUUUUAUU
This is a messenger RNA of Neltuma alba, 1087 nucleotides long. RefSeq names its product cyclin-dependent kinase inhibitor 7-like. The record is from RefSeq and is a predicted model, not a curated record. The coding region runs from base 39 to 677 and encodes 212 amino acids. Gene Ontology annotation, biological process: negative regulation of cyclin-dependent protein serine/threonine kinase activity. Gene Ontology annotation, molecular function: cyclin-dependent protein serine/threonine kinase inhibitor activity. The transcript has 4 exons. NCBI's taxonomy places the organism in Eukaryota, Viridiplantae, Streptophyta, Magnoliopsida, Fabales, Fabaceae. Gene Ontology annotation, cellular component: nucleus.